GUCCACGCCAAUCUCCCCAUCCGAGCUCCGAGCUCCAUCUCUCUUCUUCCUCCUCGAUCCCUCCCUCCCAAUCCACCCCCUCCACCACAGCCGCAUUUCCUUCUCCGCCGCCGCCGCCGCCGCAUUUCCUGGGUUCGGCCAGAGCUGCUUCUCCGCUUGGUGCCCUCGUUGCGCCGGUUUCCCUCGCCGGCGGGGAUUCGCCCGCCCCACUCGUGCCGCGAGCCUGAGCACGCAGUAGGUCUUUCGGCUGCCCCUGGUUAUUACUGGCAUUCUGGUUGUGAUGGAGUGAUUUGGAAGACUUGGCCGCCCGGAAGCUUUGUUGGUGGAUCCGAUGGGGAGCACUGAUCCUAGCACGCCGUCCAAGGCUUCAAAGUCGUCGGAACAGGAGCAACCUCCAGCCACUACCUCUGGAACUACAGCUCCAGUUUACCCUGAAUGGCCCGGCUUUCAGGGAUACUCAGCGAUGCCACCACAUGGGUUUUUCCCCCCUCCUGUUGCUGCAGGCCAGGCUCAUCCAUACAUGUGGGGAGCUCAGCAUAUGGUACCACCUUACGGGACCCCUCCACCACCUUAUAUGAUGUAUCCACCAGGAACAGUAUAUGCCCAUCCCUCCACUCCUGGUGUGCAUCCAUUUCAUUAUCCUAUGGCAACAAAUGGAAAUGUUGAACCUGCUGCAGCUGCUCCAGGUGCUCCAGAAAUGAAUGGGAAAAAUGAGCCCGGCAGAACAUCUGGUCCAUCUACCAACGGGGUUACUUCCAACAGUGAAAGUGGAAGUGAUAGUGAGAGUGAAGGAAGUGAUGCCAAUUCUCAAAAUGAUUCACAUUCAAAGGAGAAUGAUGUAAAUGAAAAUGGCAGUGCUCAGAAUGGUGUAUCUCAUUCAUCUUCGCAUGGCGUAUUUAAUGAAACCAUGUCAUUGGUUCCAGUACAAUCAGGUGCACUGAUAGCGGGAGUUGCUGGUCCUGCGACAAACUUGAAUAUAGGAAUGGACUACUGGGGUGCUACUGGUUCUUCACCUGUUCCUGCAAUGCGCAGCAAAGUAGCGUCUGGUUCAGCUCGAGGAGAGCAAUGGGAUGAAAGGGAACUGAAGAAGCAGAAAAGGAAGUUGUCUAAUCGGGAAUCAGCACGCAGGUCCCGUUUGCGCAAGCAGGCCGAGUGCGAAGAGCUCGGCCAACGCGCUGAAGCUUUGAAGGCGGAGAACUCGUCUCUUAGGGUUGAGCUCGAACGGAUCAAAAAGGAGUACGAGGAACUUCUUUUAAAGAAUACUUCUCUAAAGGAGAAGCUAGGGGAGACUGGCGGCGAUGCGGUACCCGACAUGAACGAGCGGAACGACACCAACGGCAGCCACCACGAGCAGAAGGAAGCCUUGGAGAGCGAGAUACAGUAUCAGGGUUUGCUGCUAGCAAAACCCCACGCACUUGCCCUUGCCUCUUCUCUUCCCCACCGCCACCACCCCCCGCCGCGCCCUCCCCAUCCCGCUUCCGCCGCCGGCGAGCCGGGGAUGGCGGACUUCGACGACGACUGGUUCGACGAUAACGCGCAGUUGCUUGACGCGAUCUGCCGCGACGCCGAGGAGGCCUCCGCCUCCCGCAACCCUAGCGCCACUCCUGCUCCAGUCACCCAGUACCUUCCCGCCGCCCCCGCCGCCGCCGCCGCCGCCGCAUCUUGGCCCCCUUCCUGCUUCUCCACCACCGCCACCACCUCUUCCGCCCCCCUCUCCCGCGUCCCCGCCGCGCCCCAUGCCUCCGCCACGCCCCUCCCCCGCAUCCCCAAUGUCGCCGCCGCCUCCCCUUUCCCCCUCCCCCGCACCCCCGCGGCGGCCCGCGCGCCCGCCCCCGACUUCUUCUCCCCUCCGCGCGAGCUCUCCCAGCGCGCCGCGGCCAGCGGCGGCGGCUUCUCCCCGCCGCGCGAGCUCUCCCAGCGCCCGGCGGCGGAGGAGGACAGCGAGUGCCAGAUCAUCGAGGCGAUGGGCUCCACGACCACCGACCGGGCCAGGACCGUGCCGCCGAGGGACGCUAGGGCGGCGAGCCAGGCCCGCGUCAAGACCUUGCCCAGGGGGAGGCAAGCUAGGGCGGCGGAGAGCAAGUCGGUCGAGGAGAUCAAGAUGCAGAGGGAGCUGGAGCGCGUCUUGAAGCAGAUGAACGACAUGAAAAACGAGAACACGGAGCUGAAGAAAGGCAUCAAAAAUAAAGACCUUGAAAUCGAGGCUAAAGAAGCAGAAAUUCAUAUUUUGAAGAAGGCGAAUCUCAAAGAUAUUUGCAGUACAAGGAUGGAUAUUGAUCAUGCCCCUGCAAAUGAGGCUUUGCAAGCUGGGGGUUCUUGUCGCACAUCCACAAGGAGAGCAGACAAGUUGAAUGGAAAAAAUAAGGACCUCUGUUCUUCCCGAGAUGGAACAAGUACCUCAGGAGCAUAUUUGGAGGAGAAUGCACACCUUGAAUUAAAAAAUAACAAAUGCACGGACAAUAAGGCUAAAGGAGUCCAAACAGAUCUUCCAGUGAACAAUGAACAUCUUGAGCACAAGAAAGUACCAAUAAAUAACAUCUCUAGCAGCCUCUGUGCAAUCUGGGGUAGGCCAGCUAACAGUAUGCUGGGGAGGAGUCUGAUCUCAAAGAUCCUUGCUUCUUGCUCAGAAGAAAUGUUGACACUUCUCCAGUCUACGAGAUCGCCAGACAAGUGUGAAAACUCUUCUGAAGGGAGCUCCUCAAUGCAUAAUGCUAUAUCAGAAGUAUAUGAUAUUAUCAUCAAGGUGAAUAGUGACGCAGUACCUGUACAAACUCUUCUUGAAGCAUUGCUAAAUCUGUGUGUUGUUGGUAAUGUCGUUGUUGUUGGUAGGGCCCUGCGGAUAUUGUAUAGCAUCUUGCAAAACUUGCUAACCCAUGGAGUCAAGUCUAACCAAAGGAACAAUGUUAUUAUUGGGACGAAUGCUAACGGUAACAUGGAAAUGGGGAGUAACAGUAGGUUGCUUAAUGCACCUGGCAUGGAGAAUCUAGUAAGAAGUGAAGAUGGACUUCACAUUGGAAAUAUGUUUCUUCCUUCUACAUUCUGGCCUUCAUUCUUCACUGCUGUGCUACAAAUUGCGCUAAAGUAUUCAGAAGAGAGUAUUCGUGUUGAUGCACUAUCCAUAGUUAUUCUCGUUGUAAGGACAAGUGAUCCCAAAGUGGAACGUGAAAAAUUUGGAUUUACUUCUGUAAUGGAAAGCUUACAUCCAUUGUUGCAGAAGGAAAAUGGAUUGCUUGUAAAGAAGCAUUCUGUGCAUCUACUUUUUUUGCUUUUGAACUGCCCAACGAUGUUGAAGCUUCUGUGCAAUGGAGGUACAGAUGGCUCUGAAGUGAUGGAAGCUGUUGGAUCUGAAAAUGAUAGAUCACAACAAGCUAUAAGCGCAGUACUUCAGGACUUGUCUGAAUGUUUUACCUGUGAGGCAACAUCUUCUCUGGAGCUCAAGCUUUGUCGUCUAGUUGUCAAUCUAUUAGCAUACAUAGCAUCUAGUGGCAAGUUGGGAUAUCAAGUGCUUCUAGAUUCAGUGACUGCCAAUGGUUCCAGCUUUUUGGAGUUGAUCAUGGAAGUCCUUGCUUCCCAGAUGGAACAGGAGGUUGAUUUUUCAACUGAGGCACACGAGCUAUUGAAAGAAAGGUAUUUGCUGAUGAGAGAAGCCCUGAUCCUUCUGAACCGAUUAGCUUCACACGCUAUGUUUUCGAAGCCAACUCUGGAAGUGUUGGUAGGCAGUGGUAACCAGUGCGCAAGCUUGACAAUUGAUACUGCGAACCGGCUUCCCCAGAGGAGCAAGUACCCCUUGAGGCACCUUACCGAGCUGAAUCCCCAGAUGGCGAACGACCUCGCAGAGCUGGCCCAGAAGUUCCGUUCGCGAGUGUACGGUUUCCUGGAAGAGCAACAGCAUUCAAAGGCUGACCGUUCCAGUUCAAGUGGUCCGGCCAAGAGUCUGCGACUGCCUCCUAGAGUUCCAAGAUAGUUGGGUCUAUCUUAGCUUACUGGAGAUUGUUUUCUUGAUUUUUUUUUUCUUUUGGGCUAACCGUAGUAGGGUCUUUCUGGGUAGGGCGAGUAGGUAGGUUUUGGCUGGUGGUGUACAGUGGGGUGUGAUUCCUCGCCAUUUUGGGGAUGUGUAAGUUUGAAAACUCGAGGGAAUGUGUUGUUAGAAUUGUACUGAGAAAUUGGCAUACGGCACAACAGCAGUUCGUGGCAAGAUAGUCAUCUUUCUUUUUUGUA
Molecule: messenger RNA, 4218 nt
Organism: Lolium perenne
Lineage: Eukaryota; Viridiplantae; Streptophyta; Magnoliopsida; Poales; Poaceae
Source: RefSeq, a predicted model, not a curated record